Messenger RNA from Spirometra erinaceieuropaei, 1945 nucleotides. NCBI's taxonomy places the organism in Eukaryota, Metazoa, Platyhelminthes, Cestoda, Diphyllobothriidea, Diphyllobothriidae. The record is from the annotation of a GenBank genome assembly.
AUGGUCAAUUUUUACCGUCGGUUCCUACCGAACUGUGCUGACCUCAUGCUGCCGCUCACCAACAUGCUAACUGGUCCCAAAGGCCCCCUCGAGCUGACUCGUGAAGCACUAACUGCUUUAGAGAGAAUCAAGAAUUCUCUUGCCGAUGCCACCUUACUCACGCAUCCCGUUCCCGAAGCUCAGCUGUCUCUGAUGGUAGAUACUUCGACCGUAGCCGUUGGUGCAGUCCUUCAACAACACCUUGCUGGUUCGACUCAACCACUUGCCUUUUUCUCCAAAAAGCUCUUACCAGCUGUGACACGCUACAGCACCUUUGGCCAGUUACCUGGCUGAGAAGCAUUUCCGUCAUUUCCUUGAAGGUCGUGACCUCACUGUCUUCACUGACCACAAACCGUUGACUUUUGCACUUCGUUCCCACUCCGACAAGUACAAUCCGAGGGAAAUCGCCCACCUGGACUACAUCUCUCAACUCACCACCGACGUCCGCCACAUUGAUGGCACGAAGAAUGAGGUGGCUGAUAUGCUGUCCAGACCCUCACUGUCUUCCCUCCAACUCUUACACGGGAUCGAUCUUUGUGCCAUGGCGGCUGAGCAACAGCGAGUCGGUUGUCCUGGUGACGAGUCUGUUGGUGGUCUUCUACUCAAAGACGUUCCUCUGAUCACUGGCUCUGGUACCAUACUUUGUGACGUCUCAACUCCCUUUCACCGCUCUUUUGUGCCCGCCUCGAUGCGUCGAGCUGUAUUUCAAACUUUGCAUGGACUCUCCCACCCAGGGAUCCGAGCCCCUCAAAAGCUCCUUGCAGAAAGGUUUGUCUGGCCUGGCAUGAAGAAGGACGUCAAAGCUUGGGCUCGGUCGUGUCUGAGCUGCCAGCUCAACAAUUUACAGCGUCACAAAAAGUCCCCACCAGGCACUUUCCCCAGUCCCGACGCACGGUUCAGCCAUGUGCACCUGGAUGUCGUAGGUCCCUUGCCUCCAUCCAGUGGUUUCACUCACCUCCUUACCUGUGUCGAUCGAUAUACUCGCUCGGCUGAAGCUAUUCCUUUGCCGAAUGUUCAGGCUGAAACCAUCGUGAAGGCCUUCGUCAGUCGUUGGAUCGCCAUGUUCGGUGCCCCAUCCACGGUUACGACUGAUCGUGUUGCCCAGUUUGAGUCGGCACUCUUCCAAACGCUACUUAAUUUCCUUGGCUGCACACGCAUUCGGACGACAGCCUACCACCCAGCUGCCAACGGUAUGGUGGAACGUUUCCAUCGUCAGCUAAAGACCGCCCUGCGUGCCGUAGAAGACCCAGGGAACUGGUCGGACAACCUUCCUCUUGUAUCCCGCGACAUCCGCGCAGCUGAAUUAGUUUUCGGCACUACACUCCCACUGCCAGGCGAGAUGAUCACUCCAACCUCUCGUGGCGCCGACGAGACUCCUGACAAUCUUUUGCACCGUUUGCGGCAAUUUAUGCGCUCGCUUUCCCCGGUUCCACCUCGAGCUUCAAUGACUGAGUCUUAUGUCGAAAAAGACUUGGACAAGUGUACUCAUGUGCUCGUCCGGUAUGACCGUGUGCGCCAGCCGCUGGAAUCACCAUACGAAGGACCGUUCCGCGUGCUCGCGCGCAACACCGAGACCUUCCGGAUUCUUCGCAGUGACAAGGAGGACGUGGUCAGUGUCGAUCGGGUCAAGGCUGCUGUUGCAGAGGAGCCGCCGGACCCGUACAAAAGACCAAAAUGUGCUGACCCUCUAACCCCUGUUCCUGAAAUCUUCCCUAUCCCCUGCUCAUUCGCCCUGCCCACUUACUCACCCUUCCCCUCCCUUGCCCUCUACCCCUCCGUCCAGUAUACUUCCUUUGCCCCUAUGUCCGCAACCCACAACUGCAACUACUCCUUCAUCAACCAACAACACUGUAAUCGCGAGCCAUACUCACUCUACUCCUGUGCCCCCUGUAUAUAUCACCCGUAG